Messenger RNA from Phragmites australis (common reed), 1542 nucleotides. RefSeq names its product myb-related protein Zm38-like. The transcript is spliced from 3 exons. The coding region runs from base 290 to 1240 and encodes 316 amino acids. Lineage: Eukaryota; Viridiplantae; Streptophyta; Magnoliopsida; Poales; Poaceae. The record is from RefSeq and is a predicted model, not a curated record. Gene Ontology annotation, biological process: regulation of stomatal movement.
AUGUGGGCGCGCGCCGUUGUUCCGAUGCACUGGUAAAGGCAGCAGGGGAACGGUCGAGGACGCUGCACUGUACUGGCACCUACCUGAGAGCGACCUCCCUCUUCCCUUCCAAGCUUUGCCUGGCCUGGCCUCUGCCUUCUCACACCGGUUGGCCUGUUUUAUACCUCCUCUCCCUCUCCUUCCUCCCCAGCCACCAUCAUAUCUCCGCUCCUCGUCAAGAUCAUUUCGGUUGGCGACGAGAGGCCGACGGAGACGUCCUCGACGGGGUUACCUAGGCAGCUGGUCCGGCAUGGCGAAGCGGUCGUGCUGCCACAAGAAGAAGCUGAGGAGAGGGCUCUGGUCGCCCGAGGAGGACGAGAAGCUCAUGAGCCACAUUGCCAAGUACGGCCACGGCUGCUGGAGCUCUGUCCCGAAGCUCUCAGGCCUUGAGAGGUGUGGCAAGAGCUGCAGGCUGAGGUGGAUAAACUACCUGAGGCCAGACCUCAAGAGGGGAACAUUCUCGCAGGAGGAGGAGGACCUCAUCAUACACCUCCAUUCCAUGCUGGGAAACAAGUGGUCUCAGAUUGCGGCGCAGCUUCCUGGGAGGACGGACAACGAGGUCAAGAACUUCUGGAACUCGUACAUCAAGAAGAGGCUCAGGGAGCGCGGCAUCGACCCCGCCACCCACCAGCCGCUCCCGGAACCCGCCGCCGCGGCCACCACCAGCUCCUGCCGCGUGGUGUUCGGCGACGCCGACCUCAUCCCCACGACGACGCCACUCCAAGCGCCGCUCGCGGAGCCAAUGCUGGACGGCGUAAAGCUACCGCUGGACUUGCCCAUCGCCGGCAACGCCGUGCCGUCGUCGCUGUCAAGGUCAGGCUACCUCCAGGCGGGCUGCUUCAACUUGGACGUGCUGCAGCAGCACUGCGGCUCCAUGCCGGCGCCGGUCGUCCCGUCGGCGUCCAGUUCCAGCACGCUGACCUCGAUGCCAGAUGCCGAGCAGUGCACCGCCAACAUUGCCGGCGCCGGUUACCUGCCGUGGCUGGAGCUCGGGCAAAACACCCUAGGCGAGGCCAGCCACGUCGACAGCUACGCCGGCGCGCUGGACGAGCUCAGGUGGUCGGAGUACUUCGACGGCGCCUUCCAGGACGCCGCGUGCCAGCAGGGUGCCCUGCAGGGGCAAUGCGUCUACGGCGGUGGCGGCAAGGAUGACGUCGUCGCGGUGCAAUUCGACGUCCAUGGUCUAAGCAACUGGCGUUAAUCCAUCAAUCACUCAAGAACCAGCGAAAGCAGCAACUGUUAAUCUCUGCAAAUUACUGGCCAAGCCUGAUCGAUCGACUACCAUGAUGCACUGCACAUUACUACAAGCGUUUCUUCUGCUGUUCCUUGAUUUUGUUUCCCCCUCUUUUAAUUGUUAUUUUUCUGUCGAGCAAAUACGUUUGUGUGAUUAAAAUGUUUACCACACAUGUAAAGAACAGAUGAUGUAAAGACUGCACAGUGAGGGAUACGAUGGACCAACAACGUGGUUAUAUAAAGUGUGAAUUAUAAGUGAUUAUCUCAUCA